CACUAGUAGUAGUGCUCAUCUGUAAGCUUCCGGCUAUAUGUCAUUAUUUUAAGUAGCCCGGGUUUCAUGAAUGUGUCCAUCAUGACACUCGCACGGCGUUUUAUCAUCGAACCUCGAGGCAGAAUUUGCAGCCGAAUGGUCACCGAGCGUCUUCAGGUCCUGCUGUUCCUCAGCGCCAUUUUCUUCUUAUAACUGACACUCUUCGCACACCUUGUUUCCCUUUCCGUCUCCCCCUCAUCGUAGCUCUGCCACUCACGGUCAUAUGAAUGGCAGGUAACAUAUCCCAGUUCUACGUUGAGGACGAUUCACCGGAGAUCGUCUACUACCCAUUCGUGGACACAAGCCUCAGCCCGAAUGCUUCUGCGGGCUGGGAACAGUUCUACUCACAUUCAGGCGCUGCUUCUUCUCCAGGUCAGGUUGGUCUAGGAUACAGUCUACACUCUACCAACCUCAAUGAUGCAAGUUUUAUGAUUAAAUGGAACGGCACUGGUAUCGAUCUCCUGGGCAAUACUCUCAAUGCAUCCUAUCAAAUAAAUUUGGAUGGAAUUAACAUCUCUCCCAACACAUCUGACCCACAAUUCGUCCUUGCUUCCUUUCACGAUUUAAACAACACAAAUCAUACUUUGUUGUUGACGACUCUCACGAAUCAAACUACUUCAGACUCGUUUGUAGCUUUCGACAAGGCGCUCAUAACCUAUACAGCCCCCCUUGGCAUCGUCAACUCAACGGCUAACUCAACGACCAUCGAUGAUGACAAUGACAUCGCAUUCGUGGGCCGCUGGAGUUAUGUCACUGACAGCACGGGAAAUUAUAUGCAUGUAUCCAAUACUGCCGGCGACCGUGCUCAGACCACGUUCAUAGGAUCGGCCUUAACUGUCUACGGCCUCGUGUCUUCGUAUUCUGGGAACUAUUCUGUCACAAUCGAUAACAUCACCACUAGCUUCUCCGCUCUAUCUUCUUAUAAUAAUUCAAACGCGCUGCUCUUGUUCGCUACCGAUUUGUCCCAAGAUACCCCUCACACAGUCGUCCUCACCAACACUCAGAACACAACAUUUGCUCUGAGAGUUGGCGGGAUGAACGUUACCGCCUUCGGCAAUGCCACUAUAACUACCAUCUUGUCCUCGUCAAGCGGCUCAAAUUACCGCGGGACCAUUGCUGCUAUUGUACUCGGUGCUGCUCUGUUGGUCCUCCUAGUGUGUAUCUUCAUGUACUGGCUAUUCGUUCUUCGCCCGCGUGCUCGUAGGAGGCAGAAACGGAGCCCCGCCCGCUCCAGGAAAGUGGUGGACGCAGAACGUGUCAUUGACAUCAGCCCUCCUCCAGGCGAGGAAGAUACCGAAGUGGAGAGCUUCAGUACCAGCAAAGGGUACGGAUUCGGACUCGGCCUACAACGUGCCUUCCCCUUUGUCCGCAAAACGAAAAACGGGGGCAGCAGCAGCGGCCAUGUUGACAACACACGCUCACGUUCCGUGUCCCACGUUGCAAUUCCUCACGAGGAGCGAGACGACGACAAGCGCUUCUCGACCAACACCCUCACCAUGGAAUUCACUGCCUUGGGUUUUCCACCAGAAUCCGAGAAACUAGCGCCAGGUUGGACUAAUCCUGUCGCACGCACAUCGUUUGGCUCUAUGGGGAAAGGACACACACGAUUAGGAAGCCACAGAUUGGCGCUUCCGGAAUUACGUUUGGAAGAGGUGGGCGCUGAGGACGUGUUUGAUGAUGAUGAUGAUGCGGAUGCCAAGACCCUCACGUCACGGCAGGAUGAAACACUUGCCGCGACGCUUUCCCUUAGCCCGCGGACGUCAGAAGCGCCAGGCCUACUCGUUUCCACUAUGCGCUCAAUUGCGGGGAUAGACGGCACCGUGAUGGAGAAUGAUGAAAGGGAGUCCACCGUGUCGUCUCGGCCGGGCUCACGGUUUCUGGAAGUGAGAGAGACGAGCCCAUUCAGGGUAGACGUGGGAGCUAUUCUCGGUAGGGGACGUCAGGACUCGCGACGGACGAGCGGGAGCGGGAGUAGUAGCUGGUCUCGGGUGUGUGCUAGACUUUACCGAAAAGCUCACAGAGACGACGGGAAGCAGAGCAUCCACGAGGACAAGCCUGAGAACCACAGUCCUGAGUCGGUCCCGGUUGUAAUGCUCCAAUCAGAAUCAGACCCGCCUUCAAGCGAGGACGCGCCUGCCUCAGGCACUUACUCCUUCCUCGACUUCACCUCUUCGCACUCAUCAUUACGUCGGCAAUCGAAAACAAACACGCUAAGCUCAGCCGCAGCCGAAUUGGGGCACAGCGGAGUCCGUACGCCAUGGAGCGAUAACAUGUCCAUGCGGAUGGUGCGCAUUGAACGCGAUACACCUGGUGAAGCAAUGCGUGCUGGACCUGAUGCACCUUCCAAUGUGUCUCAGGGAUCUCCUACAGAUAGUCCCUCAGAUAAAUCCAAUACUCAUUCUUCGCCGUCUGCACAUGCUACACACACUACUCACGGAUCCUCAUUCCCUUUCCCUAUCACGAUUCCGCCUUCAUCACAUAUGCCACACCCCUUCAAUAUCGACUACCAGCGCGAAAGCGAACGCGAGGAGCCCCAAUCCUUCUCACCCCCUCGUCCACCAUCACCCCCCGUACCCCAGCAAACGCCCGCUCGCCCAGAACCCCGACAUUCAAAUCUUCUAGAGGACGCGAACUCUCCCACAGAGAGCGUACCUUUCUCUGUAUCCGAUGUUUACUUCCGACAUAGUUACUCCGAUUACACCGACAUUGACUCGCGGAGAGAGAGCGCAGUCUCCACCCUACCUCCACAUCCGCCUCUCCCUAGCUCACAGCCAAACACUCCACCACCAUACAUUGUACAACGUGUGCUCGGAAUGACGCCAGUCACUCCGCACUUUCCUGCGGCCCGUCUUGCGGCAGGUCCUGCAACCCAAUCGUCAUCAACAAUUGCAGAACGGGUAUUGCGUCCUGGAACAUCCCCUACUACGGGAUCUUCCUCCAGAGCUCCUUAUCGGAUGGGCUCGCUGAUUGGUCCUAGACCUCGGCCUUCGACUCAAUCUGGGUCGCCAAAUUUGCAACUACCUCUACAAGGCUCGUGGAAUCGUGGACAGCGAAGUGGUGAUCAGUGAGCCCAUGAUGGGUUGCUGUCUUCUCAGACAUAAUGAUGACGAUUUCUUGGACGAUAUCUCUGAUGUUCUCUCAUUUACCCAUUGGUUUUCGGGGAUACCCCAUUUUGCAUGAUCAGUGCUCUGGUCUCAGACCGAGCUCGUUGUCGCUCCCUUGGGUCAUCAUUC
Molecule: messenger RNA, 3272 nt
Organism: Suillus clintonianus
Lineage: Eukaryota; Fungi; Basidiomycota; Agaricomycetes; Boletales; Suillaceae
Exons: 5
Coding region: 267-3107 (946 amino acids)
Source: RefSeq, a predicted model, not a curated record